This is a messenger RNA of Anisakis simplex (herring worm), 372 nucleotides long. The record is from the annotation of a GenBank genome assembly. Lineage: Eukaryota; Metazoa; Nematoda; Chromadorea; Rhabditida; Anisakidae.
AUGGCUGAGGCAAGCCCGAUAUCAUCACCGUCAACAGAUGACGGUAGUGGCGGCAGUGUGGAAUCACAGCAACAUCAUUUAGUCGAGUCGUUAGUGACUCAGAUUGAUCCAGAUACCAUCAAUAGGAUUAUUGGAUUGCAGAAGAAAUCAUUGAUUCGAUUUGAAAAGACCAAUGAAAUGCUAUCAAAUUGUUGUAUUCUAUCGGCGAAACGCCUGGAAAAAGCCAAAAAAGAGCUGAACGACAGUAAGGACUUGAUCGUACAAAUGAAGUUGGAUCUCGAGUCUGUCUUCCGACGUAUUCGUAUAUUCAAAAAGAAUCUUAUCGUACGAUAUCCCGAGGUUUCCAAGCAGUUCGAACCUCUUCCGAUCUAA